AUGGCCCUGAAGCGGAGACAAACGGCCCUCGCGGCAGCGGUCGCCUUCUUCUCUUGGGGCUACGCCGUCGGCUGGUUCCCAGUGCUCCGCUGGGCCGGAUACGCCUUUGUCGCAGGCAUCGUCGCCAGCGUCGCGGCCCUGGUUGCCGCGCUGCUCCUCACAUCACGACGCCCGAGGCGGGCAGGCGAACCGCGGUCGGCGCUGCCCCGCGGGGCCUCUUUCAACGACGCGAAGCGAUGGCGCAUCGAGGUGGACGCCCUGAAGAAGAGGCAGGAAUAUGCGCGCCCCGAGCUGGAGCUGGGCUCGGCGCGGGUGGGUGAGGCGGUGGACGGCCUCCUGGGCAUGAUCCUCCGCGACUUUGUGCGCUCCUGGUACGCCGGCAUCAGCGCGAACCCCGUGUUCCCCAACGAGGUCGACAGGGCGGUCCGGCUGGCCCUCGCGAGCCUGCUCGAGCCGCUGCAGCACAUGGACCUGGCCGAGCUCGUCACCAGCCGGCUGGUGCCCAUCAUGACGGCGCAUUUCCACGACUUUGCCGAGGCGGAGCGGUCGGUGCGGGGCAGGAAGCUUAACAGGUCCGUCACCGAGUCGGAAGAGCUCGACCUCGCCAUUGCGUCCAAGUUCCGCGACGGGCGCCUCCAUCCCGCCGCGUCGCUGUCCUUCCCGGACACCAAGAUGGUCCAGCAGGACUACCUGCGGUCGCUCGUCGCGCGCGUCCUGCCGAGGGUCCUCCCGGGAAACAUGGUCUCGAGCCGGGCCGUGUCGACGCUCAUACGCGAGAUCGUCGGGUGCGCGGUGCUCUUCCCCGUCGUGCAGCUCCUGUCCGACCCGGACACGUGGAACCAGCUCAUGGAGAACUACGGCCGCUCCAUGCUGCAGGACAGGUCGACGGUGCGGAAGCUGAGGGCCGCGCUCGACCAGCACGCCUCGCCGACGCCCAAGUCGGGCAAGCAAGCGGCAGCGCCGCGCCUGGCGCCGGGGGACAGCGAGCGCAAGUUUGAAAAGUUUAUACGCGGCAUCAGAAAGGUCAACAACUUGUCGGACGCGCGGCGCUUUCGCAGCGAGGUCGCCAGCCAGCUGAAGCGCGACUCGCUGCAGGAGAACCAGGACCCCGUCUACUUGAGGAGGCUGGAGAUGGGCAAGCGACUGCUGGACCAGAGAGUCAGCCACCUUGCCGCUGGAGGAGACCGACGGGCGGCUGCCGCUCCGUUGCGGUCGCCCCUCCCGGCGUCUGCCUCUACAUCGCGUCUAGAGAACGCCACGCUGGUCGAACUUCUUCGCGACUCGUCCGGGCUGUCGUACUUCAUGGAGUACAUGGACCGACAGCAGCUCAUGUCUCUGGUCCAGUUCUGGCUCGUCGUCGAUGGCUUCCGGAACCCGCUCGAGGACGAUGGGCCUGACGACGAUCAGCCUGCUUCGAACCUGACCAUGUGGACCGAGUCGGACAGGAUGGACCUCCAGCAGAUCAACCAGGCAUACCUGUCCAAGCCGGAACUGAACGUGCCCAGCUCAUCGAAACGAGAGGUCAAGGAGUUUCUCCAGGCCGGCAAGGCUGCCACACCCGCGCAGUAUCACCGUGCACGUCGCGCAAUCCUGAAAGCGCAGAGUGUGGUGCUGGAGGAGAUGCAGUCUCGGUACUUUCACGCGUUCAAGAAGUCGGAUCUCUAUUACAAGUGCCUCGCGUCGCAAGAGUCUUCUAUUGCGAGUCUGCCACCGGCCCCUUCCUCGGACCAUCGGGGCCAACCUGCCCAACCGCCCAUACAUAGGGCGGCACAGUCCUAUCAGUCCAAGCCGAAACCUAUAUCUAGGCUCGUCCCACCGUCUGAUCCCUUGGGUCGGCGCUCCGGAUCCGCGUCGGAUCUGCGGACGCUUAAUGGCAACGGAAAUGGGAACGGUGUCAACUCUUCUGCGGCGGGUCGCAGGUCCUUGGAUGAUGGCUCCCCAACGCCUCUGUUUGACGAUGACGAUGUAGAAAACGAUGGCAUGCUGGACUCGGUACAGAGCCUUGACCAGGACGCACCCACGCACCAGGUCCCGGACACACAGGUCGUUCGGGCAGUGGAGGAGGCGCUUAACAACAUCAUGGAUGACGAUAGGCCACAGACUGCAGAAGCCCUUCGUGCGUCAUUAUUUGGGGCGGAAGAUAAUGAUGGAAGCUUCCUCUCCGGGCACGACAACGACUCAAAUCGAGGUUCGAUAGAUGUGGGCAGGCCGCCAAACCCUGGGAAAGAGGGCGAGAAACCGAGCCUCUCGUCCCUAGGCCUGGUCAGCGCGGCAUCGCGGAUAGGAGUCUUUGUUGAUGAUGAUUUGUUCGAUGACGAGGACAAAUACCUGCCCGACGAGGAUGAGGAUGCGGAAAUAUCAAAAGGCGCUGCGGACGAGGACGAGGUGCAUGAGGCUGCCCCCGGCGAUCUUGGCCUCGCAGAAGCCAUCACAGCUCUCACAAACGACAUUGACCGCCUAGUGGCACAGGAAGCCGUCGUGGACUCGUUGACGAGGAAGGCGGACCUUACAAACAACACGUCGGAGCUGCGCAUCCUCCGCAAGUCCAAGGCAAGCCUGCAAAGAGAGAUACGGCGCAAGGAGCUCCAGCGGCAGCAGUACGUGGUCCAGGAGAGCGACAACAGCCUCUACGGGCGGUCGACGAUCCGGAUCAAGAACAUACAGGUGGGCAGAGAGGAGGACGGGCGCGAAUUCGCGCUGUACGUGGUCGAGGUGCAGCGCAACGCCGGGGAGCAGAUGCCGGCGGCGUCCUGGAUCGUCACGCGGAGGUAUAGUGAGUUCCACGAUCUUCACCAGAAGCUACGGUCCGGAUAUCCGUCGGUGCGGAACCUGGACUUUCCUAGGCGGCGCAUGGUGAUGAAGUUUCAGAGCGAGUUCCUCCGCAAGCGGCGCGAGGCGCUCGAGAAGUACAUGCGCGAGCUGCUGCUCCUGCCGGACGUGUGCCGUAGUCGCGAACUACGAGCGUUCCUCUCCCAGAGCGCGAUCGCGCAGGGGCAGGAUAUCAUGGACCGGGAGGACAAGAAGGACAUGAUGACGCGCCUGUACGACUCGGUCGCGGAUGGCAUGGACGACAUCUUGGGCAACAUCCCGGUGCUCGACCAGAUAUCCGUCGCGGGACAGAACCUGAUCGCGGCGGCGACCAGCCAGCUGAACUCGAUGCCCCUCAACAUCAACGAGGAGACGUUUCCCGCGGCGGAGGCAGAGGCGGAACUUAACGCGUUCGAGAACAAGGAGCUGGAGCCCUUCAUCAAGCCCAUCUGCGACAUCUUCCUCGAGGUGUUUGAGCUGAACCGCGGCAACAACUGGCUGCGUGGCCGGGCGGUGGUGGUGGUCCUGCAGCAGCUCCUGGGCGGCACCAUCGAGCGCAAGGUGCGCGACAACGUGCGGGCGCUGGUGCAGGAGGAGUCCCUGCUACGAUACAUAGGGCUGGUAACGGACAGCCUCUGGCCCGGCGGGCAGCUGCAGCGUGAUCGCAAGCCGCGCUCGGAGGCGGAGAGGAAGAAGACACGCACCGAGGCGAGCCUGAUGCUGGCGACGCUGAUCCCGGACCUAGCGGGCAGCGUGGUGGGCCGGGUGAAUGCCCAGGCGGCGAGCCGCCGGCUGUUUGCAACGUUUAACAACUCGAGACUCAAUGCGCAUUUGGUGUUUACGAUGCUGGAUGAGAUGGUGUCCGUGCUGUUCGACGAGGCGUAA
This is a messenger RNA of Purpureocillium lilacinum, 3693 nucleotides long. Its product is annotated as intermediate filament protein. Gene Ontology annotation, molecular function: phosphatidylinositol binding. NCBI's taxonomy places the organism in Eukaryota, Fungi, Ascomycota, Sordariomycetes, Hypocreales, Ophiocordycipitaceae. Gene Ontology annotation, cellular component: intracellular membrane-bounded organelle. The record is from RefSeq and is a predicted model, not a curated record.